CCAACGCUCGGCAUCGAACUGCUUCUGGGAAGCGACAGCCGAAUCUAUGUCUCAGUGGCACCAAAACUGUUUGACAAGGUGGCAGGACUUUGUGGAACUUUCAAUGGACUAACUGCAGAUGAUUACCAGCUACCGUCUGGGGUUGUUGCGCGGGUGUCACACCUUUUUGCCCCUAAAUGGCAGUCCAGAUCAUCUUGCCAAAUGCAUGAGGACAGAGAUAUCACCGACUAUUGUGAGAUAGAUAGCUACCACAAAAAAAUGGCUCAUGAAACCUGUGGUAAACUGACUCAGGAGCCUUUUACAGACUGUGGUCUUAAGGUUGACCCUAAGAUGUACAGGGACAUGUGCAUUAAAGACUACUGCCAGAGCCAGUACUACAAAGGGACAGAGUGCUUGGCAUUUUCUGCGUAUGCUCUAGAGUGUGCUAAAGAGGGCGUCAAUCUUGUCUGGAGAAGCUCAGAUCUGUGUGCCACGACGCUGUGCCAGGAGGGGGAGGUUUUCAAAGAGUGCGGGUCCAUGUGCAGGGUGACUUGUCGGGAUCUUGAGAAGACUGAUGACUGUCAGGAGCAGUGCAUCCAGGGUUGCCAGUGCAUAGGUGACACGUUAUAUGACAACCUUGAAAACAAGUGUGUGUCCCCAUCGGAGUGCUCGUGUUAUGUCAAAGGACAUUAUCGGAGGCCCGGGGAAACAUGGAAUAAUGGUUGCAAUAAAUGCACCUGCAAGACUGGUGUAGCUGAGUGUACUGAAAAAAUCUGUGCUGCGACAUGUCGAGGAUAUGGAGAUCCUCAUUACAUGACGUUUGAUGGCCGGAAGUAUGAAUUUCAGGGUGACUGUAGCUACGUUUUUACAUCGGAUGACUGCGGCAAGGAUGGCAGGACCAGUGUUUUCAGCGUGGUCGUGGAGAAUGUCCCCUGUGGAUUGGGUAUGGUGACUUGCACCAAAUCCAUUCUUUUCACUCUUCUCGAUGUUAAGAUAUUCCUCGUGAGAGGUGCCGACCCAGCCAUCACCCCUCCACCACCGACACCAACGACAGCCAAAUACCGCUUUGUACGGUCGGGUAUUUUCCUUAUCAUCAAUACUCGACACGGAGUUACUUUGGUUUGGGAUUUUGGCACAUCAGUCUACGUAACCUUAGAUGGAACCUUCCAUGGACGCGUGUGUGGCCUGUGCGGGGACUUUGAUGGCAACGCCUUGAACGACUUCAGAACCAGAGGCGGUGAAAUAGAGGCCACACCGAACGCAUUUGGCCAUAGUUGGAAGACGAUUGAAAGCUGUCCUGAACCCCCAGAUCCUGUCAACCCUUGCGAUAUUAACCCUGGGCGACGGGAUUGGGCGCGGUUUGCGUGUAGUAUCAUCCUAAAAUCUGUGUUUUCGCCGUGUCACAAUUUGGUUGACCCCCAACCUUUCCAUGACAACUGCGUAUUCGACAGCUGUGGUUGCGACAGGGGUGGUGACUGCGAGUGUAUGUGCACCGCCAUCAGCAACUACGCUGCUGUUUGUAACACUCUUGGCGUGGAGGUUCCAUGGCGUUCUACUGGCAACUGCGGUUUGCAGUGUGAGAACGGCAUGGAGUAUCUACCCUGCGGGAAGGUCUGUGCAGAUAGAUGUUACGAAAACGCCACGGAAGAAGACUACGGUUGCACCGAGCAGUGUGUGGAAGGAUGUCAUUGUCCACCAGGCACUAAACUGUGGAAGGGGAAGUGCGUGAAAGACGUCCAGUGUCCUUGCAUCUACAACGGCCAAGAAGUACCGCCGGGAUUUGUUGUAAUCGUGGACUGCAUGAGAUGCGAAUGCAUUCGGGGCAAAAUGCAAUGCAGCGGCGCCACUUGUACGGGCACUCCACCGUCAACAACUGCUUUGGCAUCAACUACGCCUUGCACAUGCCCCCCUGGCGAGUUUAAGUGUUACGACUGCUCUAGGUGCAUCGCUAUAGAGGACGUGUGUGAUGGGGAGAACAACUGCGAUGAUUAUUCGGAUGAAGAAAGUUGCGAGUGCGUUUACGGCAAUAAAACGUAUCCCGUAAACCAGCCGUUUCCUGGUGAUGGUGCCUGCGAGACCUGUAAGUGUGAAAUCGGCACAAGCAAACCAACAUGUGAGAAAAUAUGUGCCAUCACUUGUGCAAUAGGUGAAGAUUUGUACUUGAAUGAAAAUGACAACACGAAGUGCUGCGAAUGUAAACCACCAGCUACUACAACAGCUACCCCGACAACUACGGCAGCUCCUACUACAACAGUUCCCCCGACGACUACGGCAGCUCCUACUACAACAGUUCCGCCGACAACUACGGCAGCUCCUACGACAACAGUUCCACCGACAACUACGCCAGCUCCCAGUACAACUGUCCAAACAACAACCGAGAUAUUGUGCGACGAAAACCUGGACCAUUACGAUCCCGUGUCCUUGAAGAGAUUCGACGAUGUUGGAAACCCUGUCAGUCCAGACGAUAUCUGGAAGCCAAACAGCCCCCCUAAUGUGGCUGACCCGUAUUCAGGGUCACACUUGAAAGUUACCUUUACUCCAAGAUCUGAAAUAACGUCGGUCACUAUCUACAAGGACAAUGAUAGCGCCGAAGUGGUGAAAGUUGCCUUUAAAGUCAAGCCUAGUGACAGCGAUGCUCUGGUUCCCUUACGGAGAUCAGAUGGCUCCGACAUAUUUUACGGAAUACCUGGACUGAAGAUUGCACUUCCACCCAGCACACCAUACGUUGUGGAAAUGGAAGUCUACAUCGUCGAGCCUCUGCCUGCUGAAGGCUUCAAAGCAUGUUAA
Acanthaster planci (crown-of-thorns starfish) is the source of this 2766-nucleotide messenger RNA. RefSeq lists its product as uncharacterized. NCBI's taxonomy places the organism in Eukaryota, Metazoa, Echinodermata, Asteroidea, Valvatida, Acanthasteridae. Gene Ontology annotation, molecular function: protein binding. The record is from RefSeq and is a predicted model, not a curated record.